This is a messenger RNA of Cooperia oncophora, 195 nucleotides long. NCBI's taxonomy places the organism in Eukaryota, Metazoa, Nematoda, Chromadorea, Rhabditida, Trichostrongylidae. The record is from the annotation of a GenBank genome assembly.
AUGAUUCGGAGGCUACUCGACUUCGGCGCUUAUAAUUAUUAUCAGCUCAUUAUUUGGCACGAUCCUUUACAUGAGGACGAAUACAAGAACAAAAGCAUCUUCCUCGCGGAUAUAAACAAUGAGCGGGUGAGUGAGUGCUCAAAGAUCGGUCGCACCUUACACGUGACAAGCGUAGGUUCCAUGUGCAGGGGGUGA